Molecule: messenger RNA, 1113 nt
Organism: Monascus purpureus
Lineage: Eukaryota; Fungi; Ascomycota; Eurotiomycetes; Eurotiales; Aspergillaceae
Source: the annotation of a GenBank genome assembly
AUGGACGCUCAGUUGGAAGGGAAACGGGCAGAAGGACGGGAUGACUUACUCUUGCUUUGUGUGAUUCUCACUGUCUGGUUUGGUUCAUCGGACUUGUUGCUGCGUCUGCUGGACGAUAUAAUCCCACAUACUCCAGCGCGACAACGAUCACGACAACUCGCAACAAUAGCAAUUAACCCGUCUGCUCCUAAUCAGCCAAAAAUGGACCCGUACCCCAGACCGUUCGUCAUCCAGCCGAAAACCACGCAUAAACAGUCGGUCAUCCUCCUCCACGGCCGCGGCGGCUGUGCUGCUGAAUUCGGCCCUGCGCUGCUCUUCCACCCCAUCAACAACAAAUCCUCCACGACCUUCCUCAGUAGCACCCUCAAAUCCCUCUUCCCCAGCGCGAAAUUCAUCUUCCCCACAGCGCCCAGACGCACGGCCGCUACGUACAACUACUCCCUGAUCAAUCAGUGGUUCGAUUAUUGGCCCCUGGCAACCACCCUGUCCGGCGAGGACUGUACGGCCACCAGCAGCCCGGUGACUGAUAAACUGCAUAUUGCCAUUAACGGGCUCGCGGAGACAGCUGGAUUUCUGCACGACUUGAUCCGCGAUGAGGCCGCGCUGGUCGGGUGCCAGAACGUCGUUCUUGGCGGGUUGAGUCAGGGAGGCGCCGCCAGCAUCGUCGCGGGGCUACUAUGGGAUGAUCGAAAGGAAGGGCCUUUGGGCGGUAUCUUCGGGUUGUGCAGCUGGCUCCCGUUUGCAGGGAAGAUGAAAGAUCUUUCUGUUUCUGCGUUGAAGGAUGAAGCGAGCGGAUACGGUGACGCUCCGGCUGCUCGAGCGAUUGAGCAUCUUCAAAAUGAACUGCAACUACCUUCUACCUCCUCCGCGUCUACCAACAGAUACCCCUAUUCCUCCUCAUCGCUACUCGCAGAGUCGACUCCCUUCUUCCUCGGGCACGGACUAGAGGAUGAGAAGAUCCCUGUCCAAUUCGGACGGGAAGCCGCUGCCUGUCUGCGUGCAAUGGGUCUGCCGGUCGUCUGGAAAGAAUACGCCGCGUUGAACCAUUGGUAUUCCGAGACAAUGCUACGUGAUCUCGCGGAAUUUCUUAUGGGAAUACUCGACGAGGCUUAA